AUGGGUGUCAAUACUGAUACUGUUAAAGAUGGGUCUACUUCUAUUGAAAUUGUUAACUCUGGUGAAACGGAAUCAGAAUCAAAUAACAUUGAUUCACUUGAAGUUAUCUCGUCUAGUGGAGAUAUUACACUACAGAUAAGAACUGCCGCAGAGAUUUUGACGACGCUUGAACUAGAUAUAGCAUGUUCCUCAGAGAAGUUGGUCAACUUAGACUUACUUGUUAUGUACGUGGAAGAGAGGGAAUAUGAUUUUGAGGCUUUCGUUUUGGAUGAAGAAUCUACUCUGGAAGGUUCUGAUGAAAAGGCACUUGAAUUCGAUCUUUUAUCUGGGAUUUUGGACUCUGAGGUCAAGGAACUGGAUAAUUUUCUAUCCUCUCUUGAAACGGAGAUUCUAAAUUCUCGAGGGGUUAUAUCUUCAUUCAAGCAGUUUGGUGAAGCUUUUAAUGGAAUGGAAGAAAAGUUGUAUGAUUGUGAGGAAUGCUUAAAGCAGUCAUUUGAGCGGGUCACAGAAAUACAGGCAGAGUCUUCCAGAUUCCAAAAGAUCUUGUUGACUUCUGGCAGCGACAAAAACUGGAAGGACAAUAAAGAGGUAGUGAGUUUUGAGAAUGGUGAUCCUUUACGCCAAAAUACAAAGAUAAAAAUGAAGACUGUGGAAGAGCAGAGGAAAAUUUUGCAGAUGCUUGAGAAGUCUUUGGCCAGAGAAUUAGAUCUGGAGAAGAAGCUCAACGAGUUUACAGAAACUGAAGAAGAUUUGAAUAUUAAGCUGCAACAAGAAGUUUGCUGCAUAGUAGAAGAAGUUGAAGUUACCUCCGAAAGACUGUUUGAGGCAGAAAAUACUGCUGAAAUCCUUUCAGGGAUUUCAAAAGAACUAUUGGGACGAGUCCAGAUUUUACAAUUUAAUCUUAGUGCUUCAAUCCAGAGAGAAGGGGGUUUGAGAUCUAAACUUCAAGAUCUAAAUGAACAGUUGAAAGAUAAAGAGUGUGCUUUACAAAACUCUGAGAGCACCAGGAGAGAACUUGUGGAAAAGAUGACUACACUUGAACAGAAACUGAAAGAUUUUGAGUCUCAAUUGCAAACAGUGAAGGAUUCUUCCGACAAGAAUGAAGAGUUAUCCUCUAACAUUCAUGAAACUGAAAGUAUAAUUAAUCAAUUGAAGGAAAAAGCCUAUGAUGCAGAACAAAGGUCUGAGAGUACCGAAGCUGAGUGUAAAUUGCUUAGAGAAUCUAAUGUGGAGCUUAAUAAAGAACUUUGUAUCCUUAAGAGUAGCAUUACUAGUUCAGAUGAGAGGUUGGAAGAGCUUGAGAGGAAGUUGAAGGACUCUGAAAUUAAGCGAGAGCAUGCAGUUGCAUUUGCUGAAGCUAGUCAGGAGAAGCAAAGCAUGUUAGAUUGCACAGUUAAGGAUAUGGAAAAUUUAAUAGAAAAUCUGAAAUCAAAGGUUUCAAAAGCUGAAAGACACACUGAGAAUGCUGAAGAAAAGUGUAUCAUAUUGUCAGAGUCCAAUGCUGAUCUCAGCAAAAGAAUAAAUUUUCUAACGAGUAGAACAGAAGAGUUGGAGGCAUCUUUACAUCAGGCCGAGGAAGCAAAAAAGGAAACUGCAAAGGACAUUGGCAUUCACACCAAAUUUAUAGCAGAUUUAGUUGUGCAGCUGGCUCUUGAAAGAGAGCGCCUUCAUAAGCAGGUUUUAUCAUUAGUGAAGGAGAAAAAAUUUGAAGUAAAGCAUUUGCCAGAAAUGUGUGUGGAUCCCACAGUUACUACAACUGUGAAUUCCAAAGGAAAUACCAAAGAAUCUAUGCUUUCUGAGAAUGACUCUAUAAAUGCAACUUCUGCUGAAGAAAGUAAUGAGCUAACAACCGAGUCCUUAGCUACCAGUCAUGAGAUGGGCAAUAAGCUUGGAGACACGACUACGAGUGAGACAAAUAUGGAGCGUGCAGAUUCCACCGCCGAUCCUGAGACAACAAGGAAUAUAGAUGCAAAUGUGCUCGACUUCAAUUUCCGUGUCUGCUUUGCUGAAUGGAUUUUAAACUCGAUAGAAAGGGAAAACAAAGUUUGA
Molecule: messenger RNA, 2049 nt
Organism: Fraxinus pennsylvanica
Lineage: Eukaryota; Viridiplantae; Streptophyta; Magnoliopsida; Lamiales; Oleaceae
Source: the annotation of a GenBank genome assembly